AUGAACGCGUCAAAGAAAACUGGGCCCAGUCGGCGCAAGAAAAGUCGGCCUGUCAGCCCGGCGUAUAACCGAAAAUCACCGUUCCAAAGUGACGUUGUUUUGGUGGAGUCGUCGGAAAAUGACGAUGAAAGCGACCUAGUGGUAGUGGAAUCGGAUGGUGAGGAUGCUGGCGAAAGCGCGGCGGAAAACACGCCCGAGCCGCCCAGAAAACGCCAGAAAGUGGCUGGUCUGGGCAACGAAGUGACCCAGAACAACGAUUUCAUCGGCUUUGGCUUCUCGUCUUCGGAAGAGGAAAACAACGGCGAAAGCCUGGAUGGCGAAGACGAAGAAAAUGAAGGUCAUAGCGCCCACAGAAAUGUGCAGGGCGAUAAGAGCCUGGCGUUUCCGUGGGUCAAGGACCAGAACCACCUGAAACAAAAGGAAAUCGCCGACUGGCUCACGCUUGAAAUCAAGGACUUUGUCAACUACAUCUCGCCGUCGAAAAACGAGAUCAUGAUCCGAAACGAGGUGAUCUCCAGCUUGAAAUCACACAUAGCGAGCUUCUGGCCCGAGACCCAGGCCCACGUUUUCGGGUCGUGUGCCACCGACCUAUAUUUGCCGGGGUCAGAUAUUGACAUGGUGGUCAUUUCCACCACCGGCGACUACGAGCAGCGCCUGCGUUUGUACCAGCUCUCGUCGUAUUUGCGCACACACAAACUCGCCAAGAACAUCGAGGUCAUAGCCCUGGCCAAAGUGCCCAUCAUCAAGUUUGUGGACCCCAAGCACAACAUUCAUGUGGACGUUUCUUUUGAGCGCACAAACGGAAUUGACGCCGCCCGCCGGAUCCGGCGCUGGCUCGAGACCAAUCCGGGGCUCCGUGAGCUUGUGCUCAUAGUCAAGCAAUUUUUGAGAUCCCGUAUGCUUAACAACGUGCACGUGGGCGGCCUUGGCGGCUACGCCACCAUCAUCAUGGUGUACCAUUUCUUGAAAAUGCACCCCCGUGUAGCUUCCGGAAACUUGGCUGCACGGGAGAACUUGGGCACUUUGUUGAUCGAGUUUUUCGAGUUGUACGGGCGCAAUUUUUCCUACGAUAACCUCAUAAUUGCCCUUGAUCCCAAGAACGACUCCCCGAAGUACUUGCGCAAAUACCGGUACCCAGCCCUUAGCACGGGGCGCAGCCCUUUUACCAUCGUCAUUCAGGACCCAUCAGAUCCAGACAACAACAUCACGCGAUCGUCAUACAAUUUGCGGGACUUGAAGAAGGCGUUUGGUGGUGCGUUCCAGCUCCUCACGGCCAAGUGCUACGAGCUCAAUUCCACGUCGUAUAAGAACCGCCUUGGCCAGCUGAUCCUUGGAGAUAUCAUCACGUACAAAGGCAAAGACCGUGAUUUCAAUGACGACCGGGACAAAGUCGUGAAUUCUGCCCUCAUUAAUCAUGAAUCUUCAGACAGUGAGAGCGACGGCGCCGAGGGAAAUGACAAGUACUAUUUCUCCGACAUGACGGCCGAAAGUGAAGGCGACACUUACAUCUCAGCGGAAGAGAAAACAAAACAGACGUCGAAUCUGAAAACAACUACUAAAGCCGCCCAAGUCUUGGAGGCUGAUUCAGAAGAAGAAGAAGAAGAGAAGAACAAGUCAAAGGCAAACUUGGAGAAACAGGUCAAGAGAGAGUUUUGGAAGCUGAAGGGAUUGGAAGUGGAGUAG
Metschnikowia bicuspidata var. bicuspidata NRRL YB-4993 is the source of this 1683-nucleotide messenger RNA. RefSeq names its product non-canonical poly(A) polymerase. The record is from RefSeq and is a predicted model, not a curated record. Gene Ontology annotation, biological process: RNA 3'-end processing. Gene Ontology annotation, cellular component: nucleolus; TRAMP complex. The transcript has 2 exons. The coding region runs from base 1 to 1683 and encodes 560 amino acids. Lineage: Eukaryota; Fungi; Ascomycota; Pichiomycetes; Serinales; Metschnikowiaceae. Gene Ontology annotation, molecular function: mRNA binding; poly(A) RNA polymerase activity.